AUGAGUUCUCAGCGAGUCACUUUCGAUCCGGCCCAGUUGCCGGACCCAGGGAACCUGGGUCAGCGCCGUGGAUAUAUUGAGCAGUAUAUCCAGCGCUUCCACCGCGACCUGGCUCCCAAUAUCGCUGCCAGGCGCGAGGCCGCUAUCCCCGCGGUCUGUAAACAAUACCACGAGAAACUUCGUGAGAUACAGGCGCCUGCCGUGUACUUUGAGUACGCGGUUGACAAGACGAUGUGGAAGAACAUCUUCAAACCACAGAAGCCCCCCGCGUGGCCUUGGAGCAAUGGGCCAAGUGACAAGGACAUGUCCCUCGGCUGGUCAAGGACCUACCGGGAAUGGCGACUCCAGAAUGGUUUGCCCGUCCCGCCUCAGCAAGAGGCAGGCCCCUCCAGUGGCAAAGGCAAAGCUGCUGAGAAGACCCCCGUGGUCACCAAACCUGCUGCCCCCAAGCAGCCUCAAACAGGGGCGGGCAGCUCCGGUGGUAAAGGCAAAGCCACUGAGAAGACCACCAAGGUCACCAACCCCCCUGCCUCCAACCCCCAGACUCGCAAUGGUGAGUCAUCCAAGUCCAAGCCCAAGCCCAAGCCCAAGUCCGAUGCCGAAUACACGGUAAGGAUCACCAAGGAGGGCACACCUCUGCGUUUGGACAAGGCGAAGAAGGCGUGGGUGAGGGUACCCGCUCGCCUUGCGGGUCUGAAGAUGACCCCAAUGGCAGCCAUAAAGGAUCUUCCCGAGGGACCGCAGUCCUUGUUUAACAGCCUCGGCAAGGAACUGCGAGAGUCACUGGUUGAGUCAGUCCAGUCCCCUGCUGGCACCGCUCCCGAGGCUCCCACUGUUGUAACAGCGCCCAAGGCCCCCAGCGCUGCCAGUGCUCCCAGCACCAAGGGGAACAUCGACCCCGUGGAGAUCGACUUCUCGCUACGGGAGGCUGCCUGGGACUAUAUGUACGGCAAGGGAUAUUACCUUGGAGGUGCCGUUUUCGCUCCCUUUGCGCUCAGGAUACCCCGGUGCCUUGACUUUAAAGACCUCGUUCUUGGAGAGGAUGGUCGCGAUAUUGAGGCCAUCAACAACGACAUCCUCGAAGCAGGUCUGGCUGUCUCUUGGAAGACCCAUGACAACCAGGCCAUCGCUCUUGUCGUUGGCUUCAAGGAUGAAGCUUCCCGGGCACUACCCGGAGCCAUGUCGGGCUUGGCCGACCUCUGGUGUGAUGUCGUCGCGUGGUACAUCAACGCGGUUGCGGGUGGUACCAUGACCUUGGCCACAACCUUGCGAGUGGUCCAAGUUGUCAGUUGGUCCCGCGAGAGAGCAGCGAACUUUGAGCACGCUCAGGCUGCUUAUUACUUUGCCCGGGACAACUGCACGCUCAUCUCGGAGCAGGUCCGCAUGGCUCGCGAGGACAUUCGCAAGUGGUCUCCUAUGUUAAAGGCCAUCAUAGAGAAGCCUCUGGGAGAGGCAGAGCCAGAGCUUAAGGCCUGGGUCUGCAACAAUGAUGUAGACAUUUAUGAACGCUCCAAACGCCUGAGAGUGGCUCACCAGGUCUGGCUCUCUAGCUCCAUGGACGCCAAGGUAAUCCGCAGGGCUACUCACUGCCUAGAUGACUGCUCCCUUUCUCUGUAUUCCGCUUGA
This is a messenger RNA of Fusarium proliferatum ET1, 1626 nucleotides long. RefSeq lists its product as uncharacterized. The record is from RefSeq and is a predicted model, not a curated record. Lineage: Eukaryota; Fungi; Ascomycota; Sordariomycetes; Hypocreales; Nectriaceae. The transcript has 2 exons. The coding region runs from base 1 to 1626 and encodes 541 amino acids.